Molecule: messenger RNA, 1079 nt
Organism: Carya illinoinensis
Lineage: Eukaryota; Viridiplantae; Streptophyta; Magnoliopsida; Fagales; Juglandaceae
Product: protein DEHYDRATION-INDUCED 19 homolog 3-like
Exons: 5
Coding region: 185-847 (220 amino acids)
Source: RefSeq, a predicted model, not a curated record
GGAAAUUUCAUUUACAUCUUUACCUCUGAGCUCAAACCCUACCCAAUUUCUGUCUAUCCCUCGUCUCAGGCGAAUUGGAUCUUAAACCCAGAGGAGAUAGGAUUCUGUUGGUGAAGCGGUGCGUUUUGGGUAAAGGCAUCGUUUGGAAUCGAUUUGAUUCAGAAGAGGAGUUGGGGAUUAAGCUAUGGAUAAUGAUUCGUGGAGCGCUCGUCUCUCUUCCGCUUCGAAGCGGUACCAGUCCGCUCUUCAAUCACGAUCCGAUAUGUUCAUGGCCUUUGAAGAACUUGAUGGGGAUGAUGAUACAAGGGAGGAGUUUCCAUGUCCAUUUUGUUCAGAGUAUUUCGAGAUAGUUGGAUUGUGCUGCCACAUUGACGAUGAGCAUCCUUUGGAGGCAAAGAAUGGGGUAUGUCCUGUUUGUGCAAUGAGGGUGGGGGUUGACAUGGUUGCUCACAUUACCCUACAACAUGGAAACAUAUUCAAGAUGCAGCGCAAGAGGAAGUCACGUAAAAGUGGUAUGCAUUCUACACUAUCUUUGUUGAGGAAAGAACUGCGAGAAGGAAACUUCCAGUCUCUCUUUGGAGGGUCUUCCUGUAUAAUCUCCUCAUCCAAUGCAGCACCAGAUCCGUUGUUGUCAUCAUUUAUUUUGCCCAUGGGUGAUGACUUUCAAAGUGUUCAACCUCAGCUUUCAACUGAAGCAGGCUCAGUUAAGAAAAGCUCUGAGGAUAAAGUAUCAGAGAGAAAUAUUCAGUCAUCUCCGCUGUCUAUCAAGGAUCAGGAAGAGAAGGCAAAGAGAUGCAAGUUUGUUCGUGGGCUGUUGUUGUCUACCAUUCUGGAUGACAAUUUAUGAAGAAAGUUUGUAAUAGCUGCAUAGUAGUCUUCAUAAUUACAACCAAGAGCCCUGCAAUGUCUGGUUUGUUUGUAGUGUAUCUGCAAAUGUAUUAAACAGAGUGUGGAAUAAGAUGUAGGAAUGAGUGUAAUUUAUGUCGCAUGAUAACUUUAGUCGCUAGGCCUGAACAUACUUGUGUACGUCUUUUAAUCUCAGGUCAUAAAUUAAAAAGUAAAGAAGUGAGUUCUCCCUA